This is a messenger RNA of Oncorhynchus kisutch (coho salmon), 3711 nucleotides long. Its product is annotated as growth arrest-specific protein 2-like. Bases 138 to 1103 code for a protein of 321 amino acids. Gene Ontology annotation, cellular component: actin filament. Lineage: Eukaryota; Metazoa; Chordata; Actinopteri; Salmoniformes; Salmonidae. Gene Ontology annotation, molecular function: microtubule binding; actin filament binding; cytoskeletal adaptor activity. Gene Ontology annotation, biological process: actin crosslink formation. The transcript has 8 exons. The record is from RefSeq and is a predicted model, not a curated record.
AGCGGGGGGUAGAUGAGCGAGGGUGAAAAGCAUGCAUACAGAACGCACGGAGGAGCAAAGACACUGUACGAGAGGACGGUGACAGUCCGGAUAGAAGAGUUGCUUUGCAGAGGGCCAGUGACGUGGAGGUAACCACGAUGUGCAGCUCUCUGAGUCCCAAGCAGGUAAUUGGCCCAGGCCUGACCGACAUGCAGCAGUACAACCAAUGGCUGACCAGCCGCCACGAAGCCAGCCUUCUGCCAUUGAAGGAAGACCUGGCCCUGUGGCUCACCAACAUGCUGGGUCUGGAGAUCACAGCAGAGAACUUCAUGGAGCGUUUGGACAACGGCUUCCUGCUGUGCCAGCUGGCUGAGACGCUACAGGAGAAGUUCAAGCAGAACCAGACCAAGAACCAUGGAGAGGUGCCUGGCGCUGGCCACGGAAAGGCCAUCCCGUGUAGGAGGAUCCUGUGUCGUGCCAGCGCUCCCUCUGGUUCCUUCUUCGCCAGAGACAACACAGCUAACUUCCUGACCUGGUGUCGUCAGGUGGGGGUGGGAGAGACCUGCCUGUUUGAGUCUGAGGGACUGGUUCUUCACAAGCAGCCACAGGAAGUGUGUCUGUGUCUCCUCCAACUGGGAAGGAUCGCAUCUCGGUACAACGUGGAGCCUCCUUGGCUUAUCAAGCUGGAGAAGGAGAUAGAACAGGAGGAGAUAGCACCCCUACCUUCACCUGUCUCCCCCUCUCCAACGCCCCCAUCCUCCUCUCCUUCCAAGUGCUCGUCGUCUAGCCAGAAGAGCACAGGGAAGCUGUUGGAUGAUGCAGUGAAGCAUUUCUCGGAGGACCCUCCCUGCAAGUGUCCCAAUAAGUUCUGUGUGAAGAGACAGGCCCAGGGCCGCUACCGCGUUGGAGAGAAGAUGCUCUUCAUCAGGAUGCUACACAACAAGCAUGUGAUGGUGCGUGUGGGAGGAGGCUGGGAGACCUUUGAGAGUUACCUUCUGAAACACGACCCAUGUCGUAUGCUCCAGAUCUCCAGAGUGGAGGGGAAGACCUCUCCCAUGUCCUCCAAGGACCUCACCCCAGACAGCUACCUGGUGGUGGCAGCACACCACCGCAGCAAUGAGUAAAGAUGGCCGCACCCCACCUCAGCAAGAACUAAAGAUGGCCGCACCCCACCGCAGCAACAAGUAAAGAUGGCCGCACCCCACCGCAGCAACGAGUAAAGAUGGCCGCACCCCACCGCAGCAACAAGUAAAGAUGGCCGCACACCACCCCAGCAAUGAGUAAAGAUGGCCGCACACCACCCCAGCAACGAGUAAAGAUGGCCGCACACCACCCCAGCAACAAGUAAAGAUGGCCGCACACCACCCCAGCAACAAGUAAAGAUGGCCGCACACCACCCCAGCAACGAGUAAAGAUGGCCGCACACCACCGCAGCAACGAGUAAAGAUGGCCGCACCCCACCGCAGCAACAAGUAAAGAUGGCCGCACACCACCCCAGCAAGAAGAUGGCAGCAAUUAAACCGCUGAAAACCCUCUCACUUGGUUGCCAACAGAUUUUCUCAUGGAGUUUUCAUUCAAUAGGGUACAUUAAUCUUAAGCCAUCCCUUUAAAUACGCUGUACCUUUAAUUAGAAUUUUGUCGACAGACUCACUAGAAUACAUGGACAGAACAGGUUCAGAAUAUUAGGGGUCAAUGGAAGAAAACCAUUUAUUUCCAUCUCCGUUACAGCACCAAUUGGUGGAUUUAAAAAUACUCUGAUAUUGUAUAUUAUUUAGGGUUUAAGUAUUCUGAACAAAAAUAUAAAACGCAACAUGCAACAAUUUCAAAGAUUUUGAUGAGUUACAGUUUUAUAUAAGGAAAUCAAUCAAUUGAAAUAAAUGCAUUGGGCCCUAAUCUAUGGAUUUCACAUGCCUGGGCAGGGGCACAGCCAUGGUUGGGACGGGAAGGGCAUAGGCCCACCCACUUGGGAGCCAGGCCCAGCCAAUCAGAAUGAAAAUUUCCCCCACAAAAGGGCUUUAUUACAGACAGAAAUACUCCUCCGCACAGCUCUGGUGGACAUUCCUGCAACCAGCAUGCCAAUUGCAAUUUAUUCAGCUUCUUGAUAUGCCACACCAGUCAGGUGGAUGGAUUAUCUUGGCAAAGGCGAAAUGCUCACUGACAGGGAUGUAAACAAAUUUGUCUACAACAGUUGCGAGAAAUACGAUUUGUGUGUAUGGAACAUUUCUGGGAUCUUUAAUUUCAGCUCAUGAAACCAACACUUUACAUGUUGCAUUUAUAUUUUUGUAAAGUGUAUUUUGAACAAUAUAUUUUGUCAAAAAUAGUGAUUAGAUUCAUCCUAAAAGUUUACAUUAAUUUGUUCAAACCAUGAAAUAUUGGAAAAUGAGAAAUGUGUACAAUAGAGGUUGAACGGUGGUCUAUAAAUUAUACCAUAAUCCCCACUAAUCAUGGAACUGUGAUGACAACGGUCCAGGCGUCGUGAACCGUACGCCAGGCUAACCUGCUACGGUGUGGUCGGAGUUCCAUAAUGAUUCAAUCUGGCUACAUGUCCUACAUUACUGCACAAUUUGUAACACGUUAGGCUAAUAUGAUCUACUACUGCAGGUGAUCAUAAGGAACAAACACAGGAAUGUGACAGAGGGAGAAAAAAAGGUAAACUAACGAUGUGAAGGAGUGAUGCAAAAAUGUAAUGAAACUAACAGUGACAGUGUAUGUGGUUAUUACCGUGGAGAGCCUAUGAAAUUAGUGUGAGAAUGGUGUUAUUUCUAUCGGGGGGAAAGAAAGAUGUUUCACUUAGAACCGAUCGGUUGCUCGACCUUGUUCAUUGUUUCAUCACGCGUAAAGGUGGAAUUAAAUCAAGGUUAGAAUCUGUAGACUCACCUCUGCCACACCAUUUAUUUGAUCUCCACCCCAAAGAAAUAUCGGGUGAAUGGCAUGAUAUUCUCAUGCUUCAAAUCAAGGUCAGAAAACGCGUAAGAACCGUUUAUUAAAAAAUAAAUAAAAAAGGCAAUUUACUUGUCAUUUACGCGCGCUCGGGUAGGAAUUCCCUCCAUAAUGAUUUAGUUAUUUGGGAUGUGAGACUGUUUAUAGAUCAUCGGUUCCCUUGACGAUAGCUAACUGGUGAUGGUUACCAACUACCGAAGCUCGAAAUUAAGACGUUCAUAAUGAGGAUGUGACUUCAUGUAUCUGAUCUUGCAUCUCUCCUUGAUGUCGGCCACAGCAGUGAUCCGUGCUUGAAGCGGAAUAAAACAUUUAAAAAAUGCUGGUCCUCAUUUAAGAUGCCGGCAGCAGUUUUUAAGGUGCUGGAGUAGUUGACAGAUGAGUACCACUCCAACUCAUGCAGUGAUUGCAUCUCUGCUAGAUUAUGUAAACUACAAAAGACACGGUGGGCAGCAGGUUUGAGUCAUCCAUCACCUGACUUUAAGGUCACAAACGACUAGGGCCCUGUUUUAUCAUGUCACGACGUUCGUUUGGGUGCAAUAAAUUAACUUAAUUUCUGAGAGCUAUUCAACAAAAAUGAUGCAGGAAUGCUAAUCUUAUGUUUCUAACUAAUUAUUUCAGAACAUUCAUGUGCUUCGAGGUGGAAUGACCCAUAAAAUAUUUUAACCAUUUUACUUUGACAGAAACGUGAUUUUUUGUUCUGUUAGAACAGUCUAUGCAAUGAUUUACUUUUGUUUUGUUGCCUCUGGGAUCGAGGCUGGAAUAUGUGGUACUAAAAGCAUGUUUGUUACCUUG